Hirundo rustica (Barn swallow) is the source of this 1039-nucleotide messenger RNA. RefSeq names its product ankyrin repeat domain 22 (gene ANKRD22). Bases 328 to 903 code for a protein of 191 amino acids. Gene Ontology annotation, molecular function: protein binding. Lineage: Eukaryota; Metazoa; Chordata; Aves; Passeriformes; Hirundinidae. The record is from RefSeq and is a predicted model, not a curated record. The transcript is spliced from 7 exons.
CUUGUUUUAGUCAACAGUAGCUUGGGUGGCAAGCUAGGUAACUGGAUGAUAUUAUUGCAAAAAUGACAAAGGAGAACGCUGCUGUGUUGUAACUUGUUCCGUCAGUCUCCCAUUGCUGCUGUUCUCACAUUUACCUCCCUGGGUUGGGUUUCUGAAGACAAUUGUUUUAUGCUACUAAGUAGAAAGCAUGAGAGGAAAUGCAACUUAAGAAAAAGUGAUUCUUUAAAGUUAACUAUUAAUCAGAUUCAAACAAGCUGGAGCACAUUUCGAGCGAGGGUAUCUCGCUGGGCUGUUGAACGAGAAGGAACUGCAGAGUGAAGAAUAGGCAUGGGGAUACUCUAUUCAGAGCCCAUCUGUCAGGCAGCUUAUAACAACGAUUACAAUAAAGUUCAUCUCCUUUUGGAGCGCAACAGCGACUAUCUGAACGUCCAGGACAGCUGCAGUGGAGACACCCCCUUAAUUUGUGCAUGUAGACAAGGAAACAACAGGAUAGUUAACUAUCUUCUUAGAAAACAUGCUGAUGUCAACCUCAGAAAUAAGAAGGACCGCACUUGCCUCCAUUACGCUGUGAGAAAACGAUUUACCUUCCUUGACUAUGUGCUCAUCAUAAUCCUCAUGCCAGUUCUGCUCAUUGGUUACCUUCUCAUGGUCUCAAAGACAAAACAGAAUGAACACCUGGUCAAGAUGUUGCUUAGAGCUGGAGUCGAUGUGAAUGCUACAGACUCUUCUGGCAGCACAGCCCUUCACUAUGCUUGUGAAAUGAAAAACCAGGCAGUCAUUCCUCUACUACUUGAAGCUCAGGCAGACCCUUCUGUAAAGAACCAGGAUGGGGAGACUCCUUUAGAUAUAGCAAGAAGAUUACAGUUCCACAACAUUGAAAGCAUGAUAAGAAAAGAUUCUUAGCCAUCAAGGACUCUCAAAUAUGCAGAGAAUUACCUCAUCUGACAAUCCACCUUUUGCAACAGCAGAAGUCCUGCAGAGGGUGAGGGUGAUACUUGAUAAAAUCUCGGCCCACAUCCACCUAUUCCUUGCUGCAGAC